Onychomys torridus (southern grasshopper mouse) is the source of this 1486-nucleotide messenger RNA. It is a transcript of the gene Acot7, whose product is annotated as acyl-CoA thioesterase 7. Gene Ontology annotation, molecular function: long-chain fatty acyl-CoA binding. The transcript is spliced from 7 exons. Lineage: Eukaryota; Metazoa; Chordata; Mammalia; Rodentia; Cricetidae. The record is from RefSeq and is a predicted model, not a curated record. Bases 332 to 1186 code for a protein of 284 amino acids. Gene Ontology annotation, cellular component: cytosol; nucleoplasm; extracellular exosome. Gene Ontology annotation, biological process: acyl-CoA metabolic process; palmitic acid biosynthetic process.
GACGCUCCGCUACUCGGCCUCCGUCCUGCGUGGUGUGGGCCGCGGGCCGCCGGCCUGCUCCGCGCCGGCGCGUGCGGUGUACGCGCGCGCGCGCCCGCGCGCCCCCCAACCGCCACCGAACUUUCUGGAACCGGAGUCCCACAGCCGCCCCCGCUGCCGAUCGAGCUCGCGGCCCCCGCCAGCGCCUACGGCCCUGGAGGCCUCUGGGCACGGGAGGGGGGAGGGGCCCGAGCGUGGGCGGGGCCUCCGGGGGGCGGCCCGGUGUGAUUCGCCGCCUCCGCGCAGGCCCCGCCUCUCCGGCGCCCUGGCCCCGCCCCCUUCCUCCCCCUCCAUGGCGCCUCCCAGGCUCAUUCAUUCAGCGCCGGGCCUGCUAGACACCUGUUCUCAGCUCCCGCUGCCGUCCACCGUCGCAGAUAAGAUGUCAGGCUCCGCCACGGACACACCGUCCGCCAUCCAGAUCUGCCGGAUUAUGCGGCCAGAUGAUGCCAACGUGGCUGGCAAUGUUCAUGGAGGGACCAUUUUGAAGAUGAUUGAGGAGGCAGGGGCCAUCAUCAGCACCCGACAUUGUAAUAGCCAGAAUGGGUAUUCACGGCAGGAGCUGGAGGAAGAGGGUCGGAAACGCUAUGAAGCCCAGAAGCUGGAGCGCAUGGAGACCAAGUGGAGGAACGGGGACAUUGUCCAGCCUGUCCUGAACCCAGAACCGAACACAGUGAGCUACAGCCAGUCCAGCUUGAUCCACCUGGUGGGGCCCUCGGACUGCACUCUUCAUGGCUUCGUGCACGGAGGCGUCACCAUGAAGCUCAUGGACGAGGUGGCUGGGAUUGUGGCUGCACGCCACUGCAAGACCAACAUAGUCACAGCCUCCGUGGAUGCAAUCAAUUUCCACGACAAGAUCCGGAAAGGCUGUGUCAUCACCAUCUCUGGACGUAUGACCUUCACUAGCAAUAAGUCCAUGGAAAUUGAGGUCCUGGUGGACGCCGACCCUGUGGUGGACAACUCACAGAAGCGAUACCGGGCCGCCAGUGCCUUUUUCACCUAUGUGUCCCUGAGCCAGGAUGGCAAGCCACUGCCUGUACCUCAGCUUGUGCCUGAGACUGAGGAUGAGAAGAAGCGCUUUGAAGAAGGCAAAGGCCGCUAUCUGCAGAUGAAGGCGAAGCGACAGGGCCACACAGAGCCUCAGCCCUAGGUGUCUUCCUCCUGCCCCUGGGGUCAGCACAGUUGUGGCAACAGCCCCAUGUGCAGUCACUUAGAAGUAACCCCCUUGGCCAAAACCCCGUUUUCCGCUGAGAGCUGGUGUUGUGAAGUAUUGUGUGGCAGUGUUACCUAUGCCCCAUUCCCAAAACCUGUGCACCAAAGCUUUAUUUAUACCCCUCCAGUAACUGCUCCCUAGUGUUGUCCCAAAGGCCACCAUGGACACCAGAGCACUGAAUGGUCUGUGAAGGAAUCAGCACCACUAAUAAAGCUGCUGUCUGGCUGGACCCAUGAA